AUGGGUGGCAAGACGGGAGAUUUCGAGGCUGUCCGACAGGAUAUCAUCAAAUUGUUACACCAACCUGAGUACGAUGAUGGAAGCGCAGGACCUGUGCUUGUGCGACUGGCAUGGCACUCUGCUGGAACAUACGAUGCCGAAACAGAUACGGGAGGUUCGAACGGAGCUGGCAUGAGAUAUGAAGCUGAGGGAGGCGACCCUGCGAAUGCCGGUCUACAGCAUGCACGCGUCUUUCUGGAGCCCGUAAAAUCAAAGCAUCCUUGGAUUACCUACGCAGACCUAUGGACCUUGGCAGGUGUCGUUGCGAUCAAGGAGAUGGGAGGACCUGAGAUACCAUGGCUCGGCGGACGAACAGACUACGUUGAUGAUUCAAAGCUUCCUCCCAGAGGUCGACUACCAGAUGGCGCCAAAGGUGCAGACCACUUACGGUGGAUCUUCUAUCGAAUGGGAUUCAAUGACCAAGAAAUAGUUGCCCUGUCCGGAGCGCAUAACCUCGGAAGAUGCCACAGUGAUCGAUCUGGUUUCGAAGGCCAGUGGGUCAAUAACCCGACCCGAUUUUCCAACCAGUACUUUCGACUUAUGCUAUCCAUGCAAUGGAAGAAGAAGACCCUCAAGAACGGCGUAGAGCAAUUCGUCAAUUACGACGAGGAUUCUGGAACAGAGUUGAUGAUGCUGCCAACUGAUAUUGCGUUGACGCAAGACAAGGCGUUCAUCAAAUAUGUUGAAUUAUAUGCACGAGACAAGGAGGCGUUCUUCGCGGCUUUUACCAAAGUCUUUGCCAAAUUGAUUGAGCUUGGUAUCACAAGGGACGCUGAUGGAAAUAUCACAAAUUCGGAUAAUGAGUUGGGUGGAUAUCACGCCGCGCCAAAGAAGAAGGCGACUCCCGGUAGCCCAGCGAAGAGUACUGAUGAUAAAGUUGACCCGAGUGAGGCAGAGCCUCUGAAGGAAGAGAAUACGAGGUUCAGGGCGAGGUUGUAA
Glarea lozoyensis ATCC 20868 is the source of this 978-nucleotide messenger RNA. RefSeq names its product Heme-dependent peroxidase. The record is from RefSeq and is a predicted model, not a curated record. The coding region runs from base 1 to 978 and encodes 325 amino acids. Gene Ontology annotation, molecular function: peroxidase activity; heme binding. Gene Ontology annotation, biological process: cellular response to oxidative stress; response to reactive oxygen species; hydrogen peroxide catabolic process. The transcript has 2 exons. Lineage: Eukaryota; Fungi; Ascomycota; Leotiomycetes; Helotiales; Helotiaceae.